Equus caballus (horse) is the source of this 1000-nucleotide messenger RNA. RefSeq names its product lens epithelial protein (gene LENEP). Gene Ontology annotation, biological process: multicellular organism development. The record is from RefSeq and is a predicted model, not a curated record. Lineage: Eukaryota; Metazoa; Chordata; Mammalia; Perissodactyla; Equidae.
AAGGAGCCCUCACUGAUGAUUCUGAAUGCCAGCCUCAGCGGGAGCACACCAGAGGGCAGGAGCAGGGGGUUGCCAACCACUGGGGGAAGAGGCAGCAGGCAAGGCACCUGAGGUUUUGAGGCCCAGGGGGGCAAAAGGGAAGCUGAGCUGGCCUGGCUGUGAAAGAUGAAAGAUGGAGUGGCCAGGCCCUCCUCCAACUAAGCCCAUCCCUCCAUCCCUGUGCAUAGGGGCUGACUCAGCCCAUUCUCAGGCCCAGAACCUUCCCUCUGCUAGACCCAGGGGCCUUUGUCCCCGUAGUCAUGAGGUCUGAUGGGGGGUGGGGACAGUGUUGAUAAAAGGCACUACAAGCAGCUCCCACACCCUUCUCAGAGCUGCUGGUAACAUGCAGCCCCGGGCACAGCCCCUAGCCCAGGCCCUACCAUUCUCCCUCGGAGGGGCCCUUCGAGACACUGGGCUCCGGGUGCCUGUCAUGAAGAUGAGCACAGGGUGGGAGGGCCUGCGGCGGACCCUGAAGGAAGUCGCCUACAUCCUCCUCUGCUGCUGGUGUAUCAAGGAGCUGCUGGAUUAAUGGCGGCAGGGAACUGCCUCCUCCCCACCGGCAGCAUGGCUGGCAUCACUCAGUGCCCAGCCCAACCCCCAUCAAGACUCCUGGGGCCAGCCGUGCCUGACCAAGGAUGGGCCACAAACACCGAGUGAAGUGCGGAUCCUGCUUUGAGUUUGUGCCAUCUGUCAGACCUGCCUCGUCUCUGGGCCUCCAUUCCCAGCCCCCACCUCUGGCGGCCCUCUGGUGCACAGGAGCUUGGUCUGCUGGCUAGGACCCCAGUAAGACUGCAGCCGGACCGGGCACUCCUCCAAGCCUGGCACAGUGAGCCCACCAGCCCAGAUGGUUGAUCUUACCAUACCCUUUUAGUGCCAGAAAUGGGCUGCUCCCUAAUAUCUCCAUUUGAGAAUCACUGAACUAUAUGUAUAAUAAAGAGGCCUUGAGGCCAAAAGUUCUAAA